CAGUAACGUAGUAGAGAUAUUUGUUUCUUUCCAGCCAAGCAUUCAUGGUUCACGGGAAGUAUAUAUUUUGGCUUAAUUACCAAAAAUAUCUUGAUUUUAUACCAUGUUUUUGUUGAUACAUACUACUGUUGCUUGUGAAGUUGUGAAUACCACAUGCAUGUAGCCUUUGUAGAGGAGCUUACGAGUUACGUCUAAAACGGCAGACCAAGAACAAAACGUCCUUCCAUCAAAUUCUAUCUGAUAGAGAAAUCGGCAACUUUGCCAUUUUGGCUAAGCGAAGUAAAUAUUUGUUAUUGCGUGGACAAAACCUAAAUCGACCCCAAAAAAAAAAAAAGGAAAAGCAUCAGCGCCGCUCUCGCUUCCGGCGAAAUUUGGAACAAGGAGAGAAGAUGAUGGCCGUACCAGAGGAUAAGGAGACGAUGGUGGCCGUGACAGAGGAGAGGGAGAAGACCAAACGGAGGAAAAAUUAUAGGGUUAAGAAAGAAUCCCAAUGUUCCAUCUUUCGAAGACGAGGACCAAUCCGUUUUGGACUUGAAAUCAUCUGUAAUGAGUAUUCUGAGCCUUGUACUCGCUUAGUCACCCUUUAUGCUAGGCUCGGCCUUCAUCGUUACAAUUUGCUCCAGGGGAAAAACUUACAGCUCAGUAGCGUAAUGAAAUACAACCAGUCCACGCAUUCUUCUGCUUGCCCUUACGACAUAACUUUGGAAGCCAUGAAUGAUCUCGCGCUUUUACCUUUUCAAACUACUGUUUAUGAAACAUCGUAUGGUAAAUUUGCUGUGUGGUGCAGUUUUGCUAGACCUCUAGGGGAAACCAAGAGACUCAGCAGCAGCAGCUCGUAUAAAAACUUCUUCCUCAUGGAUACCAUGCCUGAGUGGCCACCAGAGGAUCCUUUUGAACAUUCAGACCGAUAUUACGUGGUAAGCUCAUGA
Messenger RNA from Camelina sativa (false flax), 929 nucleotides. The record is from RefSeq and is a predicted model, not a curated record. NCBI's taxonomy places the organism in Eukaryota, Viridiplantae, Streptophyta, Magnoliopsida, Brassicales, Brassicaceae.